Molecule: messenger RNA, 5127 nt
Organism: Anopheles funestus (African malaria mosquito)
Lineage: Eukaryota; Metazoa; Arthropoda; Insecta; Diptera; Culicidae
Product: kinesin-related protein 8
Exons: 8
Coding region: 413-2668 (751 amino acids)
Source: RefSeq, a predicted model, not a curated record
GCACAGGCGUUCGCGCAGAAAUUGCUGAACUACGGUCCGAAUCGGUCGCACUGUUGUUCCGUGUCCUGGUUGCGCGUAGUGUUCGUCGCGUAAAAUUUUUGUCGCGUUUCGAUUUGACGAUUUGCAACAAAACCGAUCUAUUUACCCGUAGCGUGUGAAAUAAGUUUCCCGUUGUGAUUCGAGAAGUGGUGAAAAUUAGAAAUAAAAACACCAACGUCACAUAAAUCCCUAUCAGCGUUUUGUAUCGAUCGUAGUUUUCUGUUUGUGUGUGAACUAAGCCAGACCCGCGCGCCCAUCGGAGUGAACCUGUGCAAGUGAACUUGUGUGCCGGAGGAAUAGUGUUUCGGUUGGUGCUUCUGUUACGCCGCUGGUUCGUGAACCCUAAUUCCCUGAGAGAUCCCCAACAUCCGAGAUGGCCUUUCGGAGGGCCAGUUACUGUUGUCUGGCGCUGCUGCUGCUGCUGUAUUUAGCCGCCGCCCUAGCCGCCGGAACUACUACCGGAGGGCCUCAGCCACAGGCAUCUCGUGGCCGCUCCAGCAACCCAUCACCAAGGUUGCCCCGCACCAGUGCCAGCCAGCUGUCCGCACAGAACAAUACUACCACGACGCGUGGUUCGACCUCGAGAAAUCUGACCAGCAGUGCCGCCACUUCUUCCCAGGCAGCUCAAAGCCGGGGUAACUACAGAACAAGAGAGCAGCAGCUACUGAAUGUGUUCGAGGUCGUCGUGUCAACACUCGAGGGCAAGCUGCAGCGGAUAGACAACCUCGAUAAGGCGGUCGAACAUCUGAUGCGGCGCGUCGAGUCACUCGAUAGCAAGGUGGCGGACAACAUCCUCAAGACCGACUCCGUCAUCUCGAAGCUGCGCACGCUCGACAGCAAACUGUCCAUCGUCGACGAUGGGCCGGACCGGCCGAAUAGUGUGCGAAUGGCUAAAUCGACCAACUCGCUCGACAGCCGGUUAGUGUCGCUCGAUCAGAAGGUAAGCGACAUCGACAGCAAGCUAAACGGGCUGAAGAGCCAAAUCGAUAGCAACUUCCUGUCGGUGGACGAUAUCAAUGCGGAGGCAAGCGAAAGGAAAACGGUCAGCAUGAAUGUGGCCGAGAUCACGAAAGCCAUGCACUCGGAGGUGAUGGGCCAUAUCACGAAGGAGCUCGGUCAGCUGCGCUCCAUCACGGAGGGUAUCGACAAGAAGCUGCAGUUCCACAUUAACGUGGUGUCGGAGAAUCUGGGCAAGACGCUGAACCUGCUGAAUGACGUGCACGAUGCGGUGGUCGAUCAUAACAGCAACUACAACAACUAUAAUGCGACCUCGACCCUGCCACCGUACGUGAAGUCAAGCAAGAUCGAUAUCCUGGUCAAGCAGAUCCGACCCAUUAUGUCGGUUUCGGAGAAGAUGGACGAAGUGUGGGACGUGGUCGUUGGCACGAAGAGCUCUGUAGACGAUCUGGUGCCAAAGUCGGAUGCACUGCUAACGCAAAACCAACGGCAAGAGCGUGCUAUUGGGGAAAUUCAUCAUGAUUUGAAAACGAAAACGAAUCUUAUCAUUAACAAUCUGGAUAUGGUCGAGAAGAGACUGAAGAAGCAGGAAGAUGAUGUUGCCGUACUGGCUCAGCGACCCGUUCCUGCGGAGCUUUUAAUGGAUCCUACCAUUGAUCGAUUGGUGGAGUAUGAUCCUAACAGGUACAUCGUGGAAGAUUUCACCGAGGCUCUGCCCACGACGACAUAUCCGACGUCUUCCUCCUCGGCGUCCUCAUCGUCUUCUUCCACCUCUACUAGCACCGCUUCUAGCACGAGUACCAGCAGUACCACACAGAGCAACGUAAACAUCUCCAACAGUAGUAGCACUACGACGACGACCGGAACAGCAAAGAAUGUGUCGCGUAAAGGCGGAAUCAUAUUCCCCAGCGUCAAGAAUAAGCCAUCCGUACUGAACAGUACCUUUGCCACCGACAGUAUCUUCCUUAAGGACAUUAAGGGUUAUUCUUGCGUUGAUCUAAUGAACGCUGGUAUGCGGCAGUCCGGUGUGUACUAUCUACAGAUCCGAGGAACGACUUACUGGUUCCUGAAGGUAUUCUGCGAACAAGAAAUAGCCGACGGUGGAUGGACGGUAAUCCAACGACGUGACGACUAUGGUGAUCCACGGGAAAAUUUCAACCGCGACUGGGCCGACUACAAAAACGGUUUCGGCGAUCCGGCAAAGGAAUUCUGGCUCGGAAAUGAAAACAUCUACAUGCUGACGAACAACGAAGACUACUCGCUGCGAGUUGAGUUGGAAGACUUCGAAGGCAAUAAGAGAUACGCACAAUAUUCGCACUUCAAGAUCCACUCGGAGCAGGACUACUACAAGCUAGAGAUUGACGGCUAUGAAGGCAAUGCGGGUGAUUCGCUGAACGAUCCAUGGUACGGUUCGAAUAACAGUCCGUUCUCGACGUACAAUCGCGACAACGAUCGAAGUUCGCUUAACUGCGCCAGCAUGCUGAAGGGCGGCUGGUGGUGGAAGUCAUGUGGACGAGGACUGAACGGAUUAUACCUGCACGAUCCACAGGAUCUGACCGCCCGGCAAGGUAUCGUAUGGUUCCGCUGGAGAGGCUGGGACUACACGCUCAAGAAGGCCACCAUGAUGAUUAAACCGAAGGGCCCUCAACCACAAGUGGCCGGCACGACGUAAUAGUGAUACUUCCGUGACACGAAUUGUACAAAUUAUUACUGUUUGUUUUCACUUGCUCCUCACACAUUCACACACCGACAGACACACACGUGCACGCGCACACAUACACAUGUGCACGUUACACGCAUACACGUGAAGUUCAUUAAAUCAAGGAUCCCUCCAUCCAAUAGUGACCAUUAUCAUCAACACCAUCAUCAUCAUUAUCACCAAUCAUUAAUCUAUGGUACAUCUCAUUUUUCUGAUAAAUGAUACCUAAAACGACACGUUUGCAGAAAUUGUUUUUACGUUCGUCGUCCGAGGAUACCAUCCUGCUUAUGUCUUUUGAUUCUUCACGAAAAAAAAGGACGAUCAAACAUGGCGAUCAAAUUGUUGGUGGAUAAAAGCAUCAUUCGCAUCCAUCCGGUAUGCUGUCCUACCAAGCUGUAGCUUAAUGUCCCACACACUCUUCCUUCCAAAAACCAACUCAUAAAACAAAUGGCAAAUGUGACUGAUUUUAAACCGACAAUACGCACUGUCCCUACUCCGUCACCAGUGUUGUCCGCGCGCAAAAAAGAAACGGAGCGCACAUAGCAAAUCGAUAAUUUUCCGCGUGCACUUUGCGCUACUGUACGCUAUAUCUUCAUGUUGUUUAUUUAUUAAAUUUUUGUGCAACAACAACGAAAACGUUACAAAGCGAACGAUACCGUUCAGGCCACUGGCGAUUCUUUAAUGCCCCAAUUCCUUAUCGCCGAGAUUGGAGCCUUGUCGUCUCUUUCGAAGCAAAAUUAUCAACACUACGAAUUCGAACACUUCUUUUCUUAUCCUAUAAACGGUGGUUUUUAUAAUGUAGACGAAGAAAAGAUGAGAACCAGUGGACCUCUUGUGGACGGAAGAAAAACUGCAACAAAAAAAGACCGCGGGUCAACUCCCCGGGCCGAUAGAUGUGUUGUUCUGUUGCAGUUCAUUACUAAAGAUCCUGAAAAUUCCUUCAGGAAAUGUACUUUUCAUCUUUUGCUGUAGCAAGCUUUUGCUGUAUGCGAUUGGUUACACGGACACCAGGAAAGGACGGUGCAAAAAGCCAUGCACCAGCCAUGACUGUAAUUUAAUAUGGCCCAACACUUUCGGGACGGAGUGCGAUGAAUUACUUACGUUUAGCACUCAACCCGGUAUCCACCAUCCUCGUCAGGGGCGGGAAAAUUGGCAAACACUCGCGGUGUGCGAUAUUAAUCGGUCUGUUGAAACUUUUCUACCCAAUGUGUGAAGUAGCCUCACUUGGGAGUGAUUUUGAUUUUUCCUUUGAUGAUCGUACGCGUCGGUUUUGUGCGCAAUUGCAAGAGGAGAACCGUUCCCCAUAAAUCAUCGCAAAUUAAAUGUUAUUGAUCCAUUUGGCGGUGGCGUACGAGCGACGGCGUUGACCUGUAAGCGUAAUUUAUCUAUCGGCUCGGUGCAAAUUUCGCAAUUCACAGAUUCCGACUCGGAAACCCGGAGCCGGUGCACGACUUGUCGUUAAAGGCGGCCCUCGAUCGGUUCGAUUGCACAUUUCAUAAUACUGCAAUCUUGCUGCCAACUUUUUGUGCCCAUUUUUCAUUCCACAUUUGUCGCUGUAGCUCUGGAAUGGGUCGCGUGUGUGUGCGUUUUUUUUUUUUUGCUUCUUCUAAUAUCCCGAUCAGGAACUGAAUGUACGAACAGUUUUGAAAUAAUAAUAAUAGUGAUAAUAACCGUAAAGUAUGUUCGCAUGCCGACGACAACGACGGGCGGUUUGAUGACGACUUGCGUACCAUUUCCCCAAGUGUUAGCCUAUUUUUUUUUUGUUAAAAGAAAACCUGCUCCAAUAUGUUGAAGCCACUCUGGAAAAGCGCAACUAACGGGCCGUUGUGUAUGCUGUGACGAUUUUGCACCCAUAAGCAAGCUACCCGUUGGAAUGUGUCCGUAUAUCUUGGAUAACGAUCUGUUAGCUGUUGUUUGAAGCCAAACUCUGUGUAUGUUUUUGGUGUGUCUUUGCCGAAAGCGACACUGUGAAGUAUUGGUUUGUUACUCACCGAUAGAUGAACCUAAUUGUUAUGGUUUAUUGAAUGACUUCGGUAACGAAAACGUUUACGCAAGGAAUUUCCAAUAGGCACUGUCCUGCCAAUUAUUUUUCUUUUGUACGCUGUGCAACACACGGGGAAGUGGAACAAGUUUUAAAAAACGGAAACUGUGAAAAUACCUGCACCAAACGGGUAACCAAUCGCUACAAUGAAAGUGAAAACAAAUGAAUGAACGUUGACAAAGCAAAUGCACAAAUACGAUCGAAUUUGAGUUUCGUGUUUUCCUCUGAUCGUCCCUGUUACGUUCCAAUAGUGUGCUGAAACACGGCUGCCCGCAUGGAUUCAUGUUCACACAUUACACAUACACAAACAUGCAAUUGUAAAUAUCGUUUUAAUUUAAUAGUUGAUAGAAUGUUUUAUAUUGAAAUAAAUAUAAAAAUCCUCCGAAAAAUA